AUGUCCACAGUUGAAAAGGAGGGUCGGGGCAAGCAGAACUGGAUAGACAUGCUGGAUGAUCAAGACAAUGAUCAAUCUGCAGGACUACCGGACUUUAAAGACGUCAAAUUGCUACGAUUCAAGGAUGUGCUUGAGUCCCCCGAGGAGUUCGAAGAAUUUGAGAGCCGAGUCAAGAUGACUCUUCGUGCAGCAGGUCUUGCCAAACUUAUUGACAAGACAAAGGAUGAACCGGAACAAGAUGCACCGAGUGCGCAAAACUGGUUUGCGCUAUCCAAACUGGUAGCGUCGUGGAUUUGCACAAACAUGACCCAAGAGGUCUUCGAGAAGUGUCGAAACACCGGGAAACGGAUUCUCUUAGCGACAGAGAUCUGGGACGUUCUUGAGAGUAUUAUGGUCGGUGACGGGGUGUUCGUAUUUGUCAAUCCCAUCAGAGAGUUCUUCGACAUGAAGUCGGGGCACUUCCCUGAACCAAGUGUCUUUGCAACAGAGGUGCUGGAAGAAUAUUGCAAGAUCACAACCAAUUAUCAUGCUGGGACAGAUUGA
Molecule: messenger RNA, 543 nt
Organism: Penicillium verhagenii
Lineage: Eukaryota; Fungi; Ascomycota; Eurotiomycetes; Eurotiales; Aspergillaceae
Exons: 2
Coding region: 1-543 (180 amino acids)
Source: RefSeq, a predicted model, not a curated record